AGCGUGUGAGUUGUGAUGUGAUGUGAGCGGCCGAGUUCCUACGACCUGACCUUCCUUCCUUUCCUUCCUAGUAGUAGUAGCUGGCGACUUGGCUAGACCGCUAGUCCUGUGCUCCGCUAUAUAACGCCACUCCUCCACGCCAUUCUCCUCUCACUCGGAACUCGGAAAUAGUUCUCCAUCCCAAGCUUCUCUCCCCCUCUUUCUCUUCUCUCUCUCCUCUCCUCUCUCGCGCGCGUUGCCUCGAACCGGAAGGAAGUGAACAUCGUACGUCCGUUCCAGCGCGUGGUGUUUGAGGGACCAAUGGAUCCAUGGAUGGGCAGCCAGCCAUCCCUGAGCCUCGACCUGCACGUCGGCCUACCGCCGAUGGGGCACCCGCACCACCACCAGAGCCAAUACCAGGCGCCGCCGAUGAUCGCGCUGGCCAAGCCCAAGAUCCUCGUGGAGGAGAACUUCAUGCCGCUCAAGAAGGACCCUGAGGUUGCGGUUCUUGAGUCGGAGCUACAGCGGGUGAGCGAGGAGAACCGGCGGCUGGGCGAGAUGCUCAGGGAGGUGGCCUCCAAGUACGAGGCCCUGCAGGGCCAGUUCACCGACAUGGUCACGGCCGGCGGCAACAACAACCACUACCACAACCAGCCGUCCUCCGCGUCGGAGGGCGGGUCGGUGUCGCCGUCGAGGAAGCGCAAGAGCGAGGAGAGCCUCGGCACGCCGCCACCGUCGCAUACUCAGCAGCAGCACUAUGCCGCCGGCCUCGCGUACGCGGUGGCGCCGGACCAGGCGGAGUGCACGUCCGGCGAGCCGUGCAAGCGCAUCCGGGAGGAGUGCAAGCCCGUCAUCUCCAAGCGCUACGUCCACGCCGACCCCUCCGACCUCAGCCUGGUGGUGAAGGACGGGUACCAAUGGCGCAAGUACGGGCAGAAGGUGACCAAGGACAACCCAUGCCCCAGAGCCUACUUCCGGUGCUCCUUCGCCCCCGGCUGCCCCGUCAAGAAGAAGGUGCAGAGGAGCGCCGAGGACAAGACCAUACUCGUGGCGACGUACGAGGGCGAGCACAACCACACCCAGCCCCCGCCGUCGCAGCCGCAGCAGCAGAACGACGGCUCCGGCGCCGGCAAGAACGCCGGGAACGGGAAGCCGCCCCAGGCGCCGGCCACGCCUCACCACCCGCAGCAGCAGCACAAGCAGGAAGCGGCAGCGGUCGUCGUCAGCGGCGAAUCGGCCGCGGCGGCGUCCGAGCUGAUCCGGCGCAACCUGGCGGAGCAGAUGGCCAUGACGCUGACGAGGGACCCCAGCUUCAAGGCGGCGCUGGUCACCGCGCUCUCCGGCCGGAUCCUCGAGCUCUCGCCGACCAGGGACAUCAAUUAAUCCCCACAGGAGCAAGCCACAUUUCAGAAACACUGCCCGGCUCAAUUUUUCUUGCGGUGUCGAUUACUCCGUUCGGCAUUGCUUGCUGCCUGCCUCCGCCGCCUCCGUCAAAGCCUCGCAGACAAAGCAUCAAGAACCGGACGCCUGACCAGCGAAGAAGACGCGAUCGGUUUCCGGCGAGCGAAGAUCGGAGUUACCGCUCGUGUACAUAGACCGCGAACACGACGGCGGCGAGGGAGGUUGUAACAUGUAAUGUACUCCAGUAGCUAGGAUAAUGCAGUCAUUCAAAUGUUCCGUUCCAUAAUUUCCAUGGAACUCGAUUCGAUUCAAUGAGAAAGUCAAUCAAGUCACGGUAUA
Molecule: messenger RNA, 1719 nt
Organism: Hordeum vulgare subsp. vulgare (domesticated barley)
Lineage: Eukaryota; Viridiplantae; Streptophyta; Magnoliopsida; Poales; Poaceae
Product: WRKY transcription factor WRKY71-like
Exons: 2
Coding region: 301-1362 (353 amino acids)
Biological process (GO): regulation of DNA-templated transcription
Molecular function (GO): DNA-binding transcription factor activity; sequence-specific DNA binding
Source: RefSeq, a predicted model, not a curated record